Notothenia coriiceps (black rockcod) is the source of this 1708-nucleotide messenger RNA. Its product is annotated as glutamine synthetase-like. NCBI's taxonomy places the organism in Eukaryota, Metazoa, Chordata, Actinopteri, Perciformes, Nototheniidae. Gene Ontology annotation, molecular function: glutamine synthetase activity. Bases 153 to 1274 code for a protein of 373 amino acids. The record is from RefSeq and is a predicted model, not a curated record. Gene Ontology annotation, cellular component: cytoplasm. The transcript is spliced from 7 exons.
GUUAGCCGCUAUAAAACAGCGCUGGAACAGUGAGUGACGUAGUUCAGGAAUGAAAAAACAAUAGAGACCUUCUCAAAGACCACGGCAUCCCACAGCUCUGAUCGUCCUUCUCAUAUUUCCCUACACUGUAACCCAAGGAUUUGGUCAAGAAAAUGGCCACCUCAACAAGUUCAAAAUUGAGCAAAGCUGUAAAGCAGCAUUACAUGGACCUCCCUCAAGGGGACAAGGUCCAAGCAAUGUACAUAUGGAUUGAUGGCUCUGGAGAGGGACUAAGAUGCAAGACCAGAACUUUGGAUUCUGAACCCAAGACCAUAGAGGAACUUCCAGAGUGGAACUUUGAUGGCUCCAGCACUUACCAGUCAGAGGGCUCCAACAGCGACAUGUUCCUGAUCCCCGCCGCCAUGUUCAGGGACCCGUUCAGGAGAGACCCCAACAAGCUGGUGCUCUGCGAGGUGCUCAAGUACAACCGCAAGCCGGCAGAGACCAAUCUGCGUAAUACCUGUAAACAGAUCAUGAGCAUGGUGGAUAACAACCACCCGUGGUUCGGUAUGGAGCAGGAGUACACUCUCCUGGGCACCGACGGACAUCCCUUCGGUUGGCCCUCCAACGGCUUCCCAGGUCCCCAAGGGCCUUAUUACUGUGGAGUGGGAGCAGAUAAGGCAUACGGGAGAGACGUGGUGGAGGCGCACUACAGAGCCUGUCUGUACGCCGGGGUCGACAUCUGUGGCACCAACGCUGAAGUCAUGCCAGCUCAGUGGGAGUUCCAGGUUGGUCCAACUGAAGGUAUCAACAUGGGGGACCAUCUAUGGGUCGCUCGCUUCAUCCUCCACAGAGUGUGUGAGGACUUCGGGGUGGUGGUCUCCUUUGACCCCAAACCAAUCACAGGGAACUGGAAUGGUGCUGGCUGCCACACCAACUUUAGCACAAAGGAGAUGCGCGAGGAUGGCGGACUAAAAAUCAUUGAGGAGUCGAUCGACAGGUUGGCGAAGAGACACCAGUAUCACAUCCGUGCCUACGACCCCAAAGGAGGGCUGGACAACGCCAGGCGCCUCACCGGACGCCACGAAACCUCCAGCAUUGAUGAGUUCUCGGCAGGCGUGGCCAACCGCGGCGCCAGCAUCCGCAUCCCCCGCGCCGUGGGGCAGGACAAGAAGGGCUACUUCGAGGACCGCCGUCCGUCAGCCAACUGCGACCCGUACAUCGUCACUGAGGCUCUGGUGCGCACGUGUCUACUCAAAGAAGAGGGAGAGGAGCCCAUAGAUUACAGAAAAUGAACAAUGUCAAUACCAGUACUGUAUUUAGCCAUGUCUUAUCAAGGCUUUAUAGAUUGAUCUUUACCACUUUUUUUACACAACAGAUGAAAUAAUUAUAGAAGAAUUGUUUGUGCAUACUUUAUGCAUUUAGUUGUAUGCAACCUCUAGAACACUGCCAACACAUUUAGUCAUGGCAGCUAAUACCGUGUAUAGAAUUACAUUAUUGUAAUGUGUUAAGUUGUACUAAUGAAAACCUGUUGAAGUUUAGCAGGUUUUGCUGAAUAUCUUGUUACUCUGACCCAAAGGAUCCCUAAGGCAUUUGAAUGUUUUGAAACGUUGGUUUCCUCGUGUUGUCGUUAGAAGAGGUCCAUAUGUAAUCUACUUUUUAUGUUGUUUUGUAUAAUGCUGUGUGUUUUCACUUGCAAAUGUCAAAAAAAUAAACACUAACAUUUGUA